Closterium sp. Yama58-4 is the source of this 2634-nucleotide messenger RNA. The record is from the annotation of a GenBank genome assembly. Lineage: Eukaryota; Viridiplantae; Streptophyta; Zygnematophyceae; Desmidiales; Closteriaceae.
AUGCGGUUCAAGGGGCUCAGGGUUGUGGGCUUUAAGGGGGUGCGAGAAGCGUUUCCUGCAGCCAAUGUGAUGGCGGGGAACACGGAGGUCGGCGUGGAGAUGCGGUUCAAGGGGCUCAGCCCUUCAGCCUACAUCCACGUGGCAGCCAUCCCUGCACUUUCAGAAAUCAGCCAAUCAGAGCACGGCAUCACCGUGGGUGCAGCAGCCUCCCUGUCCGCCCUGCGCCAAGCCAUGCUAUCAGCAGUGCAGCGCAUGCCACCUGACCAGACCCCUGUGUGUGCGGCUAUAGCGGAGCAGCUGAGGUGGUUCGCUGGAGUGCAGAUUCGCAACGUGGCAACGCUAGCUGGUAACAUUGUAACAGCCAGCCCCAUAUCCGACCUCAACCCCAUCCUCAUCGCUGCCAACGCGACGUUCCACCUCGCCAGGCUGGCACCCAAGGCCGCUAACGGGGCAGAUGCUGGCGUGGCAGCAAGUGCUGACGUGGACAAGGCUGAGCGAUCCUCCCGUCCAAUCGAGCUACGACAGGUGGCAGCACGGGAUUUCUUCAAGGGGUAUCGGAAGGUGGAUCUCAGAGAGGGGGAGGUUCUCACAGCCGUGUUUAUUCCAUGGACUCGUCCCAACGAGCACAUAGUGGCAUACAAGCAGGCACACCGCAAGGACGACGAUAUCGCCCUCGUGAAUGCUGCCCUGCGCGUGCUGCUCUUGCCGCCCUCUCCAGACGCCCCUCCUACUGUCCUCGACUGCUCGCUCGUGUUUGGCGGCGUGGCAGCAACAACCGUAUCAGCCCACCGCACGCAGCAACACCUGCUCGGCCGCCCGUGGACUCAGGAAACCCUUCAGGUGGCCCUUCAGGUGCUUCAGGAGGAGAUAUCCAUACCUGAGAACGCACCUGGGGGCAUGCCAGAGUUCAGGGGCUCCCUCAUUCUCUCGUUCUUCUUCAAGUUCUUUCUGCUCGUCGCUCACCGUGUGAACGGGCAUACUCAGCAGCAGCUGCUGCGAGGGCAAAUGGGGACGGGAGCAGAGGGAGGGGCAGGGGCAGAGGGCGGGGCAGGGGCAGAGGGAGGGGCAGGAGCAGACUCGGAAGGAGAGAAGAGCAUCCUCACAGCCACUGGCACCACAUCUAACGCCACCACAACCAACGCCAGCAGCAGCAACGAUGCAGCUUCUGUGUGGCCGCCCCCCUCCUACCUGUCCACCCUGGACUCUCUCCCUCGCCCCUAUCCCCGUGGCAUGCAAGCUUGGGAGGCACGGCCUUUAGCGGAGGGGGCUGCUACUGGCUCUGCUACUAAGGGAGGGAAGGAGGACGCAGGGGCGGUGGUGGGAGUGCCGGCCGUUCACCUCUCUGCUGACUUGCAAGUGACAGGGGAGGCAGAAUACGCAGACGACACGCCCCUCCCACCUUCCGCGCUGCACGGGGCUCUAGUCCUCAGCACGCGCCCGCAUGCCCGCAUUCUCUCAAUUGACCAAUCAGAGGCCGCCACCUGUUCAGGCUUUGUGGGGAUGUUUGGAGCCAAGGACGUGCCUGGUAGCAACCGGUUUGGUGCGGUGGAGCACAAUGAGGAGGUGUUUGCGUCAGAGAUUGUGCACUGUGUGGGACAGAUCAUUGCAGUGGUUGUUGCCGAUACGCACGACAACGCUCGGGCAGCUGCAAAAAAGGUCAAAGUGGUGUAUGAGGAUCUGCCCGCCAUUCUCACCAUCCAGGAAGCCCUCGCUUCGGGCAGCUUCCACAAAUUUCCCUUCUCGGGCGGGCAGACCGAACGAAACCUCUUCAGGGUCCCAAACCCCCUUGGAAAUACUGAUCGCAGCAGCAACAAGGAAACUGACCAGAGCAACAGUGAAGAGAACAAGGCGGGAAGCACGGAAGAGAGCAGCAAAAACAACUCCUCAGAGGCCGAUCCAACAAGCUUCCAAGCUCUUGCCGCCCGGACCGGGUCCUCCGCCUCCCCUGCUGACGUGGAAUCCGUCCUCGCUGACGUGUCCCAAUGCCCAUUGGUCGCCGAAGGCGAGGUGGCAAUGGGGGGGCAGGAGCACUUCUAUCUCGAACCCAACACCUGCGUGGUCUGGCCUGUGGACGGGGGGAGGGAAGUCCAUAUGGUGUGCUCUACCCAAGCCCCCACACACCACCAGAAGGACGUUGCUUCUGUGCUGGGGAUUCCCAUGCACAGGGUUGUUUCGAGGGUUAAGAGGCUGGGAGGGGGGUUUGGGGGGAAGGAGACGAGGAGUGUGCUGGUGGCGGCAGCGGCGUGUGUUCCGGCGUGGCGGUUGAAUAGGGCUGUGAGGGUUACUUUGGAUAGGGACGAUGAUAUGAAGGUCACGGGGCAGCGACACCCCUUCUACGGCAAAUACAAGGUGGGCUUCACACCCUCAGGUCGUCUCGUCGCCCUUCAAAUCCAACUAGUCUCCAAUGCCGGCUGCACUCUCGAUCUCUCAGCCGCCGUCCUAGAACGGGCGCUCUUCCACUGCGACUCGGUUUACUCUCUGCCUCACAUGCACGCGCGGGGGCGCAUGGCUCGCACGCACCUGCCGUCCAACACGGCGUUCCGGGGGUUUGGCGGGCCGCAGGGGAUGAUGGUGAUGGAGAGUGUGAUCGACCACGUGGCGAGGACCCUCGGGAAGAGCGCUGAAGAAAUCAGG